CGGCGGACGAUGCAAACCGAUCAUAGAUCGAAAAACCAAAAAAGAACACCGAUCAAUUGAUCGGUGAGAGAGAAAAACCUCAAUUAAUGGAUCGAGAAAAAGACUUUUUAGGAUAGCCGAUCGACCGGAUCGGCGGACGAACCCUAGAUACGGGUCGCACAGCCCCCGGUGACGAUCAUGAAGAUCGACCGCCCCGGGGGCGGCGCGGUGCGGAAGCGGCAUCGAUGGCUAGGGUUUUGGAUCGAGAUUAGGCUGAUACCAUGCUAGAAGGGAGAAAGGAAUUGGUGAAAUAGUUUGAUGUAUUGCUUGAGCCUCGCAGGCAUAUAUAUAAGAGUACAAUGAUCUACUUGAAGUACAAGGCAAGGCAGAAUAAUAUCCUACGCUAUCCUAUCUUUCCUUAGAAUCAAUAUACUCAACAUAUCAAUCAGCGCCCUGCCUUCUUCUUUCUUGAUCGUCUGACAUAUGCCAUGACGCAGAUACCGUUUACAAGUCCAAGCACGCUUCAGUUUCGUCAACUUUACCUGUCGAAUCAAUCAGUCCCUUGCCAGCAUUAUCACUAUCUUCCCGCUGAGCCAUUUUAUUAGGGAGGAGUACUAGAGAGUAGAAUGAUUAUCAACCCUUGUCUGACCAAUGUCAUGAACUCGUAAUGCAGGAAGCAAGAAGGCGUUGAGAGCUUGGCGGCAUGUCAGGCAUGUCGGCGGCUGUCACUGCAACUGUAUCGGCCGUCUGUGCGACCGUGGCGGUGUUCAUAACGAUGGCCGUGAUCAGGCGAUGCCGCCACGUGAGGAAGAAAAUGCACAAGAAGAUCGUGACCAAGAUCAUGGAGGAGAUAAGUAGGAGGAACCGGGACCGGCGAGCAGCCCCGGACGACGGCGCCGGCGUGGACGACGUGGUCAUCGAGAUUGGUCCGGUGGAGAAGUUUCUCCACGAGAUCUUGAACGAGAAGCCGAUGCGAUUCAGCUCCGGGCAGCUGGCGUCGUGCACCGGGAACUACUCCACCGAGCUCGGCUCCGGCGGCUUCGGGGUGGUCUACAAGGGGGAGCUUCCCAACGGGCUGCCCGUGGCGGUGAAGGUUCUCAAGGUGUCCAUGAACAAGAAGGUGCGGGAGGGGUUCAUGGCGGAGAUCGGCACCAUCGGCCGGACCUACCACGUGCACCUCGUCAGGCUCUACGGCUUCUGCUUCGACCCGGACACCAAGGCGCUCGUCUACGAGUACCUCGAGAACGGAUCGCUGGAGAAGUACCUCUACCGCGACGGGGAAGUCGACGGCGACAGCGACGGCGGGGAGGAGAGGAGGGAGAGGCUCGAGUGGCGGACGCUGCACAACAUCGCCGUCGGCACGGCCAAGGGGAUCCGGUAUCUGCACGAGGAGUGCCAGCACAGGAUCGUGCACUACGACAUCAAGCCGCCCAACAUCCUCCUCACCGCCGACUUCACCCCCAAGGUGGCCGACUUCGGGCUGGCCCGGCUGGGCGAGCGCGAGAACACGCACAUGUCGUCGCUCACGGGCGGCGGGCGCGGGACGCCGGGGUACGCCGCGCCGGAGCUGUGGAUGGCGCUGCCGACGACAGAGAAGUGCGACGUUUACAGCUUCGGCAUGGUGCUGUUUGAGAUCCUAGGGCAGCGCCGGAAUUACGACGCCCGGCUGGAGGACGAGAGCCGCGAGUGGUUCCCCAAGUGGGUGUGGGACAAGUACGAGCAAGGGGACAUGGAGUGCAUCGUGUCUGCGGCCGCCGGCAUCGGGGAGGCUGACCGGGAGAAGGCGGAGACCAUGUGUAAGGUGGCGCUAUGGUGCGUCCAAUUCCAGCCGUCGGCGCGGCCGACGAUGAGCAGCGUAGUGCGGAUGCUGGAGGGGGAGAUGGCCAUCGUGCCGCCGGUGAACCCGUUCCACUACGUGUCGAGCGGCGGCAGCUCCAGCGGCUGGGCGUUGUCGAGCGGCACCGGCACGUACACGAGCAGCAGCCGGGACAAGGGGAGGGACAGCGAGGUCUCGGCAGCAAGCGCUCCUGCUCCUAAGCCGAGCGUUGCAAUGGUGAAGCAAGUCCAUUGAUCCAGUGACGGCAUAGGGUGAAGCUCCACACGGAGUCUUGCUCUGUUUCCAGUUUACACAAGUAGGAAAUGUUUUUUCUCACAAAAAAGUAAGAAAUGUUUUGUAAAUUAGCAUUAUUGACUUAUGAUUUUUGGGGAAUGCUUUUUUUAAGAAAAGAAAGGCUUCCCCUUUCUAUUUC
Molecule: messenger RNA, 2228 nt
Organism: Triticum aestivum (bread wheat)
Lineage: Eukaryota; Viridiplantae; Streptophyta; Magnoliopsida; Poales; Poaceae
Product: G-type lectin S-receptor-like serine/threonine-protein kinase SD2-5
Exons: 2
Coding region: 683-2050 (455 amino acids)
Biological process (GO): protein phosphorylation
Molecular function (GO): protein kinase activity; ATP binding
Source: RefSeq, a predicted model, not a curated record